Molecule: messenger RNA, 5595 nt
Organism: Chelonoidis abingdonii (Abingdon island giant tortoise)
Lineage: Eukaryota; Metazoa; Chordata; Testudines; Testudinidae
Source: RefSeq, a predicted model, not a curated record
UUUUUAAUGCUUAAGCUAUGUAAUUUUGGGCAACCGAAAAUAUAAAUUGAUAAAAAUAAAAAUGCUUUCUGUCAAAAUUAUAACAAAAAUAAAAUACUGUAGUCUGGACAGGGCCAAGGAAAAUAGGAGGGGGUUUUAAAGUAAGGUAAAAUAUUUUUAUUAAUGCUUUUUAAACAACACUUAGCACCUAGUGUAGAUAUGCCCUCAGUGCUAUAUAUUGUUUAAAAAUGUGUUAAUUUAACACCUAUUAGCUAUUUUUUCUAGUCUGUAUGAGCCCUGGGUGACAGCAGGCUAAAGCGUUAAACAUACUAUAACCUUUCAAAUGUGUGCCACUGUAAAGUUGAGUUUUAAUGGCUAUAAGAACAGUAGUCUGUUUAACUACUAGCUGGUUAAGCAUGGGGAUCUGUAACUUAGGAAACACAACAAUUGAUUGUUUCUUUUUAGUGUUCUUGUAGAAAGUAACAUAAAGCAAUGAAGAGAUGAUAGAAUAAGGUGAGUUAGUACUGCUGUCUCCUCUGAAAACCAUAAUUCCACAGCAUUUAUGUGGAAAACUGCAUGGUAUUAAUGUGAAUUAAAUCUAAAAGGUUGGAAGUCUAUGGAAAAGAAUGGGUUAUGAUAUUGAGCGUUUUGUUGGCUAUGUUAAUGAAGGACUUUUAUGCUGUAUAUGCCGAGAUGUAUUAGAAGAUCCCUUACAGGCUCCUUGCGAACAUGCUUUCUGUACUGCCUGUAUACAUGGAUGGCUUGUUCAUCACAAUAAUUGCCCUGAAGACAGACAAGCACUUGAUAUGUCUGUGCUACGACAUCUCUACAGAUACAUGAAAAAUGAUCUAAAUCGACUUCAGCUUCAUUGUAAAAACGGAGAGCGUGGUUGUGAAAUGGUUUGUUCUCUAGAAUCUAUAGAUAGACAUGAGAGAGAAUGUGAAUACAGCCAGAUACCCUGCUCAAAUGCUGGUUGUCCAGUUCAGAUUGAACGACGUAACUUAGAUAGCCAUUUGGCAGUGUGUGAAUACCGGAGCCGUGAAUGCCCUAAUGGUUGUGGUUAUACCAUUCUCAGGGCGGAAGACACGCAGCAUAAUUGUGUAGCAGAGCUAAGAACAGAACUAGAACUGCUCCGGUCAGAAAUGAUCUGCAGAGUGGAGGAGGCAAAGCAUGAAAUGGAGUCCAGAUUAGAUUCACAGAGAAGGCAUAUGGUGCAAAAAGAGAGUCUUCUGCAAAAUGAAAUUGAAGAACUAAAGAGUCAGAUGUCACGAAUGAUGUCUGAAGUGCGCUCCCUUAUGGCUGCAGAGAGACAGCAUCGUCAAGAGCUGGAGCAAGCGGAGCUCGAAAAGCGUGAAUUAAUGGAGCUGCUGAAAGGCCUACAGAAAGACUGCCGAUUAAAUAAUACAGAAGGAAACAAGAAAUCAACAAACUUUCGCCCUCUAACACGACUAGAGAGUGUGAAACGAAAACCCAGGGAAGUUACAGUCAUCUAAACAGAAGUAUGACAAAAGCUACUUGAAUGUUGUUUUACCCACAACAGACCUCAAUUUUAUACAAAGGACACAUGAUCAGGUGGACAUCUAUGUUGAUACUAAAAUCUGGAACUAUACAAUGGUAGUAAUAGACCCACGGAUCUUGAAUCAUGGGGUUUCUUACAUUUGAGGACUGCAGGACACUUUGUGAUAUUUGAGCUCUUUCCAGAUUUCUAGACAGACAGACCCUGAGCAUGUGGGUGAAACCCACCAGCCAGACAUCUGAAAUAUAUGCAUGAGGAAAGAGAGCUCCAUGAUGUUACAAGGGUUUAUGCAAGUCUCCAUGCCUGGGUUGGUUAUUUUUUUUCCCUACUGAACUAAAUACUAAGAACAUACUGAGACAAACAAGUAGAAUGUUAGUGAUUGCAGUAAGUCUGUUGUGGAAGCAGAAUUAGCACUUAGGGAUUAAGACCUGAAGAUAUCCCACUAAUCUUUAUCAAAUAUUUUAUUAAUUUAGUACACUGUAGUUUCACUUAACCCAGCUAACCCAAUAACUUAAACUGAGUCAGCACAUCUUUCAAGACACAGCCCUUUCUGGCUCUUGCACCAUCAAUUCCCAUUCACCCUUGCAGCUCAGUUUUUUUCAUAGAACCAUACAGUUCCUAUGGAACAAGUAGUGAGCCAGCCUAGAUUGCUGUUGCUGCAAAUAAUUGCUUUCUUUCUUGAAAUGUAGCAGUAGAAUAGUGUUCAGUGAGCACCUGUUGGUUUCAAUUACUCUUCUGAGUGCAAGACUUUCAGGAGAACCUACAUCUGCUGUGUACCUGAGUUGCAAUGUACCAGUUUGCUUGUAAGCACCCAUGUAAUUUUAAUUAGGCUGAUUCUAAUAUUAAGUUACAUUUUCAUCUCAAUCAUUAUUGUUUGUGUGUGUUAGCAGAUGGUUAGCUUAACAUCACAAUUGCAUGGGAAAUUUCUUUUCCUUAUUAGUAGCGGACAAGUGAAUUAUGUAGCCAGGUAACAUAUAUGCAAUUACAGUAAACAUUUUAGUUGCAAAGUUAUUAUAUUAUAUACAUUCUUAGGUGCUUUAAGAAGUUUUUUUAAAAAGUGACCCUCAGACAGUGAACAGGUCCUGGACUAUAUUUAAAUAAGAAUCCUUCUGAAAUUUGCUACACUCUUCCCCUGGAAUGUGUUUUUGAUAGUCCUUCUCUACAGAUUAUUUAAGGAGUCUGGGAUAACUUAUGUGGAAUGGUGCCAGCAUUUUCCUUUCUCAUGAACAUCUUUUGCAUAGACCCAUACAGUUUAUCCUUGGUACAUAGGGGCAUCUUAUGCAGUUUUCUCAUAUUGACAGAUACCUUUCUAAAUACCUAUAAGUCUAUGCAACUUUUAUAUUAACAAACGAACUUUAAAAUGUCUUCCAGCCACAUGGUUCAUUCCCAAACUGAAAUUAGAUUUUUUUUUUUUUUUACAUUUAAUAAAAAAUGGGAAAUGGGCUCAAAAGUGGAAUUUGGGGGCUAAAUGUCAUAUUGUGUCUAGAAGAGCUAACAGGUAGCUUGUAACCAUUUGAUUUGCUCUGUGUAUAAAAGUUGAGCUACUCAAGUGUUCAUAAAAGUAGUUAUUCAUUUUGCUUCUCUUCUUUUCAUUAUGAAAGAUCAGGUAUCCUCCCCUUGCCUAAUAAAAGAGUGAGACAUACAUGCAAAUAAACUUGCUUUCAUUAUUCCCAGUGUACUUCACUCAACAUGCAGGAAAAUGAGAGACUAAAGUACUGUAAUAGGGACAGGUACUUUAUUAAAAGGGACAUAAUGAAUAGGGGUCAUAGUUAAAGGUCUUUGUCUGACCCAUGACUGGGAUACAUUAAAUAAUAAACAGGGCUAGCAUUUGAUCAAAACAGCACUCUCCUCAAAGACUUUACAUCUCCUCUUCACAGCUGGGAGUUCUUGCUGCCAUUGUCUCAGGGGUGUAGGCAAAGGCAGGCAGCCAUGUUGAAGGGAAGAUGAUACAGGCCUUAGAAGUUACAGGUGCCUAGGGUGCAGUAGGGAGGGGGUCUAGGUCCUGCUUAGCAGCUAUUGAUUCAGGAUAAACAGAACUUGCUAUCCACUGCUUAAAGCGUUCUCAUCACAGACUCUAUUGCAGUAAGGCCUAAAGACCCCUUCUAUUGUGGGUAGGCCUCUGUGUUGGAAACUAUACAAAAACAGGAUGCCUCAGUCUCUGCCACCCACAAGAGUGCACUCUAUGGCUGAAACUUUCUAGAGACUCUUUUGCUUUGGCAGCAACACCAUCUACCAUUUGGCUUUUCUGAGAGGCAUUAUGGAGCUGGUAGUAAUCUUAAUCUAUCAUGUAUUUCAUUUACCUCCUCUGAGGGUAGAGUGUAUCAUUGGGCUAGAAACUGCUCAGUGGAAAAAAUUCAAUUUGACAAUUAUCUUAAUGAAAAUGGACAUUAACUAAUCAUAAAAAACUGGCAGAUCUUGCUAGAGAACAUUCUACCUUAGAUACUGGCUGUUUACAGUUUUACUAGGGCCACAGUGGUAGAAAGAAGAAAAUCUGGUGCACACUGCUCCUUUACAAUAAACUUAAGAGGUUUGUAAAGUAUGCAAUAGGUGAAGAUUACAUACAUGGUCAUUCUUAGCUAGAACACCUGGAGUUUUAUAAAGAAACAUGCUAAAUUAGUCAGGAAAGACCAAACCAUCUUUAGGGAAAGUGUCUCAUUAUGACACUGUCAGAUUCAAAAGUCCCACCCUUUGAAGGCUCCAAUUUGAUUGUGGGGAGUGCUUUGGUACAGAGCAAAAUGGCUGAUAUGUCUUAACUUGUGCAAACAUGGAUGCUGCUGCGCUACAUUUUUACUCUCUCCCCUCUUGCUUUCUGGAGCCCUGUUGUUUCUGUGUAUUUUUCCCCACAAGGGAGCCAAGCUUGAGGCCUAGGAACUUUACAUUGUUUUACAGCCCUGAACAAUUAACCUAGCUAGGGUCCAAAAUGCAACACUAAUACUCCUGAACUAAUAUUAGUCCCCAACUCUGCAGUUACUCUCUCACACACGAGCUCAAUGGAACUUCUCCUGUGCAAAUAUUUUCAGGACUAAGGCCACAGCCAUUAACUGCCUAACAGCAUUGUUGCUGAACUGAGUGAACAUGAAGAGCAAACCUGACCUACCUGUCCUGUCGAUCCCUGAACGGCUACCUACACAGGACUGAUGAGGAGAGGAGUAAAGGAACCAAAGAUGUUCUCAUUAUUAAAAUAAGAUCUAACAGCUGUAUGGCAGAAAUGUACCUAGACUGAUUUAAAUAGUUUCCACUUCAGCUCUUAACAAAAAUAACACUUUAAACAUUCAAAGAUGACUUUUGGUGGUCUAGAUAAUAGAUUUCCAUUAGGGGAAAAACAGGUACUCUAGCUACUGUAACAUUGCCUCAUUUCUCCUUAGAAGAAGUCAAUGGGACUGCUUGCAAAGAAAGCUGCUAUUCAGCACUAAUCUGGUCCUUUGGCAUUAGCCACUUCCAGUGCUCUAGUCAAUUAGAAAACAACGUUCCAAGUUAAAUUAAAAAGUGGAAUUUAAUGUUUUAAACCUGAGUUGCUCAUGGUAAGAAUUCAAUUUAAAUGUAUCAAAGCAAGUAAAUUAAUUUUAAACAUAGCAUUUACAGCAUGAUUUCAAGUUAAUUUAACCUGGAGAAUGAAUUCCCACAAAUAUUUAAGUCCUAUGCAACUACAAGGCCUAGAACUAUGUUUAAAGUAACUGUAGACAUACUGCUCAUUUUCAAGUUUGACUAAUGAUUUACUGAGAUUUUGUUCACCUCGAUCAAUUUUACCAGCCUUUUAUUUGUUUGAAAAUGACAAGCAUGACAUGCUGUAUUUCAAACUGUCAAGAACCAACUGAAUAUUUAGUUUAUUACGUACUUCAAGCUUUUCCUUAAUUUUUCACUUCAAAUUCCCUGACUCAAACCAAAUCACUCACAUCCUUGCUGCAGUUUCAUGAGUUGUAAAGUUUCUAAAAAACAAAAACAAAAAAACCUCAAACCCAUGGUUUAAAGGCGCCUCAGUCUGCUUUACAAAAUAUUUAUGCAAUGCUCCUCAAUUUAAAAAAAUAGCAUUAAUACCUAUGUUUGCUAGAUCACCCGUUUUGGUCAUUACAAUUGCAUUAGUAAAAUUCCAUCUUCCUUGA